Molecule: messenger RNA, 450 nt
Organism: Drosophila takahashii
Lineage: Eukaryota; Metazoa; Arthropoda; Insecta; Diptera; Drosophilidae
Product: lysozyme P
Molecular function (GO): lysozyme activity
Source: RefSeq, a predicted model, not a curated record
AUGUGGCCCAUUUGGCUGCUGGUUCUCUCGUUAUCGCUAUCACUGGUGAAUGGACGCCAGGUGGGGAGAUGCAGUCUGGCCCGGCAGCUCUAUCGCUAUGGAAUGCCCUACAACGAGCUACCCGACUGGCUGUGCCUGGUGGAGGGCGAGAGUUCCUUCAGCACGAAGGCCAUCAAUCCAUCCAACGUGGAUGGUUCUGUGGAUUGGGGCCUUUUCCAGAUCAAUGAUCGCUACUGGUGCAAGCCAGCGGAUGGACGUCCAUCCAGCGACCUCUGUCGACUGCCCUGCCGCCUGCUCUUGAGUGACGAUAUCCGGUAUUCAAUCGCCUGUGCCAAGUACAUCAGGAAGCAGCAGGGAUUCUCCGCCUGGGUGGCUUGGAACAACCGCUGUCAGGGUGUCAAGCCCAAUGUGAAUCACUGCUUCAGGCGGCGGCACAGGAACUCGGGUUGA